Paramecium octaurelia is the source of this 716-nucleotide messenger RNA. NCBI's taxonomy places the organism in Eukaryota, Ciliophora, Oligohymenophorea, Peniculida, Parameciidae. The record is from the annotation of a GenBank genome assembly.
CACAAUUUAAUAUAAUUUAAUUAUGAGCACAAAAAAGACCUAGAAGGUUAUUGGCAAAACUUAAAAGAUUGUUGAGAAAUAAAGUCAAGAAUCCUCAAAUAAAGAAUAAAAAAUAAAAAGCAAAGUCAACAGAUUAGAGUAAUAACCACAAGAAAGACAACAUGGAAUUAUUUAUGUUGGACAUUUACCUUAUGGUUUUGUCGAAGAGGGAUUGAAGGAAUACUUUACCUAAUUUGGAGACGUGCUUGGAGUCAAAUUAUUUAGAAGCAAAAAAGUAAUUCCUCAAAUUUACAUUCUUUUUAGACCAAUAGAGUCUAAGGUUAUGGAUUCGUUAAAUUCGCUGAUAAAGAAGUAGCACCCAUCGCAGCACAAGCCAUGAACGGCUAUCUAAUGAACGGAAAGAAGCUAGUUGUCAAUGUAUUAAGUGACCAACAUCCUGACCCUUUCAAAUACAAACACGGCAACCAGAAACUGUUCUUUAUCAAUUGGUCUGAAAAGGCUGUUGAAGAUUCAAAUAAAGUACCAUCUAUUUUUAUCAGUAGGAAAAAUCAAAUGAGUAAAUAGUCAAAGAAGUCUAGAGGUUGCUGGCUAAUGAAGAGGAGAAGAGACAAAAACUUAAAGAAUUAGGAAUCAAUUACACCUUCCCAGGAUUUGUAUCUAUAUAUCCUUAUUAUCAUUAUAGAAAGAAUAACUCAAAGCUUGAAUUGAUUAAUGAC